Cuscuta campestris is the source of this 2038-nucleotide messenger RNA. NCBI's taxonomy places the organism in Eukaryota, Viridiplantae, Streptophyta, Magnoliopsida, Solanales, Convolvulaceae. The record is from the annotation of a GenBank genome assembly.
GGUGCAAUUUCCCAAGAUUCACAAGUUCAUCAUAACUAACCCCAGGUCCCGGGAAAGCUUUAGCAAACUCUAGUUUGUCUAAAAGCUCGUCAACAGAGAAAGAAGAAAUAAAAAGUUUCCUCUGACUGGAAGGCAUGAAGUUCUGCCUCACCGCAUCGUCUAAGAAUUUGCGAAGGUCCAUAGAACUGUGUCUCAGUUCACUGCCUGAACUGAGACAGAAGUUCGACUACCUGUCCCAGUAUGCGAUGAGUCUGGUUUCCACUCCGGAGGAUCGUUUGAAUGAGUGCGUCAAGAAGCUACGGCCAGACUUGAGGCCGUAUGCCGCACUGAUCACGACGACAGAUUUUAAUGCGGCGUAUGAUUUGAUUGUGAAGACGAAAAAGAGCUUGGACGAUCUGCAAGCAACCAAGAAGGAGGAUCGAGCGACGAAAGACUCGCGACCCGCGGCCAGCACCGGGCCGAGCGGGAAGAGUUUUGGAUUCGGGGGAAAGAGGUACGAGAAGGGUUCUUCGAGUGCGCCACCGCCUAAGAGGAGGCAUUUCAGGAGGCAUUGCCCGACAAACCCUAGCAGCGAGCCUGUUUUACCUAGAGCUCCGGAUCAGCCUGCCGCAUCACAUCCAGCUCGGAGUCAGCAGUCUACAGCCGCAAAUAAUCAGCAGAGACCACGUCCGCAGCAGUCAGGCCAGGCACCAGCGCGUACCUACGCCAUGCAUGGGCGCACAGAUCCUAGUCCCGAUGUUAUCUUGGGUACGUUCAUACUAUUUGAUUCGGUUAUGCAUGCCUUGAUCGAUCCAGGUUCUACGCUCUCCUAUAUCUGUGUUGGCAUGCCUGCUAAUUCUGCGAUUGUGAGGAGUGACCUUGAGAUACCUACCGUUGUAUCGAAUCCGCUAGGGCAUAGCAUGCGUCUUCAUCACAUUUACCAUAGGUGUCCGUUGUCCGCGCAAGGGAAGCAAUUCCCUGCUGAUUUGAUAGAGCUACCACACAAGGAGUUUGACAUUAUCCUUGGUAUGGAUUGGCUCACCGAGCAUAGAGAAGUGGUCGACUGCAGUUGUCGGACCGUACGGCUGAGAGCCGAGGACGGUAGCGACGUAUCACUCUCCCGGGAGGUGUUCCCCAAGGCUCCCGAGUUCAUAUCAUCCUUGAGCGCGAGGCGCUUGAUUCGCAAGAAGUGUGAGAUGUUCCUAUGUCACGUUCAGGAUAUGCGAAAAGAAUCACCACGUCAGCAGGACAUUCGUACGGUUUGCGACUUCCCCGAUGUCUUUCCCGAAGACCUACCUGAUCCGACUCAUGUGUUGCCGACCAAUGCUGUAACCCUCGACGAGAGUUUGUCUUACGAAGAAGAACCAGUUAAGUUCUUGGCGCGCGAAACUAAAGUGUUAAGAAACAAGACGGUACCUUUGGUAAAGCCGGUCGUUCGCCGUCCAAUUGGAGCCGCCGUCGCCUUCCCCAGCCUCGCCGCCAUCAUCGCCGCAGCCAAUCGCCUUCCCAAGCCUCGCCGCCAUCAUCGCCGAUUGGUGCAGCGCCGCCGUGAGCCAGCCGCCGGUCGUCGCCGUCCAACUGGAGGAGCCAGCCGCCGGCGUCGCCGCUCAUCACCGCCGUCGAUUGCAGCUCCGCCGCUGUUUCCUUCGCCAGUAGCCGCCGCUCAGCGUCGCCCUUUGCACAGCGGCCAUCCGCCGCCGUCGAGUGCAGCGCCGCCGUCGAUUUCAGCACCGCCAGUCGCUGCUCAUCGCCGUCGAACUGCCGCUCCGCCACUGUCGCCGGUGUCCGUCACCGUCGCCGCAUCUGGCCGAUGCCCCGAGUUGAUAUCGCCGGCAGAUUAACCUCCACGCCGGAUUGAUUGGUCGAUUUCGCAUUUUGACUCGAUUUGACCCGUUCGUUUGAUUUCGUUGAUUUGCCUUCCGUUCGAGCUAUCGAUUCGAUUUCGGCGUAAUCCAGGUCCGUACUAUGAAGUUAAUAGCAUUUAGAAUAGAUUUAAUGGUUUGGAUCGUUAUAUGUGUUUAUGCUAUAAUUUGGCUAAAUUGGUUAAUUGAAUUAAAUU